AUGAAUCGUCAAGCUUUCUCUUUUGAAAUUUCCUCUCCAAGAACGAGAAAUGGCGAGCUCACAAACCAUCGACCGAGUUGUCGUUCACCCCAUCGUGUUGCUUAGUGUUGUAGAUCACUAUCACCGCUUAGGCGGAAAUAAGCGUACUGUUGGUGUGCUGCUCGGUGCCUAUCGUGGCAAUGGAAUUUUAGAUGUGUCGAAUUCUUUUGCUGUUCCGUUUGAGGAGGAUGCCAAGGAUCCUUCCAUUUGGUUUCUAGACCAUGACUACCUGGAGAAUAUGUAUCGCAUGUUCAAAAAGGUGACUGCAAAGGAGAAAAUUGUUGGAUGGUAUCACACUGGACCUAAGCUCAGAGUCAACGAUAUUGACAUUAAUCAGUUGAUCAACAAGUACUGCUACACGAACAACUCGGCUUUGGUGAUCAUAGAAGCGCAGCCUACAGGUGUCGGCCUACCAACUGAUGCGUAUGUUGCUGUCGAGGAAGUCCAUGAUGAUGGAUCUCCAGUAAACAUGACUUUCACUCAUGUUGCAAGUGAGAUGGGUGCUGAAGAAGCCGAGGAGGUUGGUGUGGAGCACCUACUGCGAGAUAUCAAAGACACAUCCGUAGGCAAUCUGUCUCAUGUGAUCUCAUCACAGUUGCUGGCACUGAAGGGUCUCCAGAAAUCGUUGGAUACGAUACGCGUCUACCUAACAAGAGUCGUCACCAGUGAGCGUCCAGUCAAUUUUGCUAUUCUCAACAACCUGCAAGACAUCUUUAAUCUGUUACCGAACCUCAGCGUAGACGACCUGGCAAAGGCACUCACAGUCAAAACGAACGACCAGAUGUUAGUGCUGUACCUCGGCUCACUGGUGCGCUCUGUCAUUGCACUGCACAACUUGCUGGAUAACAAACUGAAAGUCCGUGCUGUUGAUGCGCAAGCAUAAGCUCCACAGUAACUCAGUAACUCCUCUCAUCCUGAAUUUAUGCAUUCCCGCAUUUUAUCCUAGUUUUAGCCGUACUCCGUGACAUCAGACAUCAGGCAUGUAACAUUACUCAUUAGUAUUUGAACAGGUGCUUCACACGUUUUGUGUUAUUCGAAUUUCUCAUUGAUUUGUGUGAUUUUAUGUUUUUCACAUGGAAUGAAUUAUGAUUUGUCAGAUAAUGAAUGCACUACAUGACUGUACAUGUAGUAUCAAAGUAAAAAGCCAACGUGCAGUUCUUAAAAAAUGUACAAAGUUAGAAUAACGAUCUUUUUUUAAAAACCUGUACAGCUGAUUUUUUCAUGUUUUUGGCAGAAGAAUUUCCUAGCUGCACAUACAUUAUACAUAUUUUCUGUUGUAAAAAUCACCACAAAAACUGGACUGGUA
This is a messenger RNA of Sycon ciliatum, 1345 nucleotides long. RefSeq names its product 26S proteasome non-ATPase regulatory subunit 7-like. Gene Ontology annotation, molecular function: protein binding; metallopeptidase activity. NCBI's taxonomy places the organism in Eukaryota, Metazoa, Porifera, Calcarea, Leucosolenida, Sycettidae. The record is from RefSeq and is a predicted model, not a curated record. The coding region runs from base 50 to 922 and encodes 290 amino acids. Gene Ontology annotation, cellular component: proteasome complex; proteasome regulatory particle. The transcript has a single exon. Gene Ontology annotation, biological process: proteasome-mediated ubiquitin-dependent protein catabolic process.